CAACCCGGCAUCGGGUGCCGGCGGCCCGGCGCCAGGUGGGAGGGUGGGCGGUGAGCCCACCAUCCCGAGGGAAGGGACGAAGGCGAGUGGGAGGCCAGGGGGAAGGCAGCCGUGUGCUCCCGCCGGAGCGUGUGGUGGGCGCCGCUGUAGCGCGGCCGGGGCCGGGCGUCCGCGCGCCUCAGCUCCCCGCCGGGCUCGUCCCCAGAGGGCCGAGAUGGGCCAGGCUCCCGGCCCGCCCGGCGGCAGGGGGCAGUAGCGGCCCGUGGUGCACGAAGGCUCCUGGCGCGGCAUUCCAGGCUGGGACGCAUCCGGAGUCCAGCAGCCUUUGCUAAAUUCCUUGUUGCCUGCCGGCCUAAUCCGACUGCUGCUAUGGGUUCCCAGAGCUGGACCGGCAGGCUGACCCGGAGCUGCAGCAGUCGCAUGGGAAAUAGAAGUUGUCGUCUUCUGUUUGAAGAAAGCCUCCCGUGACUUGCUGCGGGAUGAUAACAGCAAGGCUGGGCACAUUAAGGUCUCACAGUCUUAGAAACAGAGCCCAUUCAUCUGGGGUCCCAGCUCAUUUUGUUGCUGUUGUCAUUUUCAGUAAGUUCUAAGUGUCUCUUGAAGAAAAAGGAGUGAAGCCAACAUUCCUUGGUAACCUCCAGAAUGCCUGCCACAUUGCCCAGUACAGUUCUUGGCCUGGGGAUCCAUUGAAGAUCCAGAUGGAGGUGGCCCUUGCCACAUGGCACCUGGGGCCGAGAAGAGUCAGGACUUGGACUCACGCCCUCCUCUUCCACCCUGGAGGAAAGCUGAGAUGCCCCUGGGAGGGGAGAAAUGUGUGCACCAGCCGGGGGAAAACACCACUGGAAAUCAUCAGAUUACUGCUGGAGCUUUAGAACCCCAGAGUAUCAACUGGCAGAUGACCUCCAACCGGCGGGCGCAUCACACAGACAAGUUCUCCGGCCAGAACCUCAUCCUGCGGAGGGGCCAGCCCUUUGAUAUGUUGCUAGCCCUCAACCGUCCCCUUGGCUCUGGAGAGAGUCUGGAGUUCACAGUCUCCACAGGGCCUUACCCGUCAGAGUCCACAGGAACCAAGGCUGUGUUUCCGCUCUCCAGUGGAACCGGCAGAGGUGGCUGGAGUGCGGUGCUCAAGGGCAGCAGUGACAAUAUUCUGACCAUCACCUUGUCCAGCCCGGCCAGUGCGCCCAUAGGGUGGUACACGCUGAACAUGCAGAUCUCCUCCCAGGGGACCGUCUCCUCCCUGAAACUCGGGACCUUCAUACUGCUCUUUAACCCCUGGCUGCAAGCGGAUGAUGUCUUUCUGAGUAACCAUGCUGAGAGACAAGAGUAUGUUGAGGAAGAUGCUGGCAUCAUCUAUGUGGGAAGCACAAACCGAAUUGGCAUGGUUGGCUGGAACUUUGGACAGUUUGAAGAAGACAUUCUGAACAUUUGCCUCUCCAUCUUGGAUAAGAGUCUGAAUUUCCGCCGUGACCCUGCCACUGAUGUGGCCCUCAGAAAGGACCCCAAGUAUGUCGGCCGCGUAUUGAGUGCCAUGAUCAAUAGCAACGAUGACAACGGUGUGAUUGCUGGGAAUUGGAGUGGCAAUUACGCAGGUGGCCGGGACCCAAGGAACUGGAAUGGCAGCGUGGAAAUCCUCAAGGAGUGGAAAAAGUCUGGCUACAAGCCAGUCCGAUUUGGCCAGUGCUGGGUCUUUGCUGGGGCCCUCAACACAGUGCUGCGGUGUUUGGGGAUUCCCUCCCGGGUGAUCACCAACUUCAACUCAGCCCACGACACAAACCGAAACCUCAGCGUGGAUGUGUACUAUGACCCCAUGGGAAACCCCCUGGACAGAGGCAGUGACAGCGUGUGGAACUUCCACGUCUGGAACGAAGGCUGGUUUGUACGGACGGACCUGGGCACCCAGUAUGAUGGAUGGCAGGUGCUGGACGCCACUCCCCAGGAGAAGAGCCAAGGGGUCUUCCAGUGUGGCCCCUCCUCGGUGCACGCCGUCCGAGAUGGGGACGUGGACCUGGACUUCGACAUGUCCUUUGUCUUCGCGGAGGUGAACGCAGACCGCAUCACCUGGAUCUAUGACACCGCCAGCAACAGCCAGAAGCAGAACUCCCUGGACACUCGCUCCAUCGGCAAGUACAUCAGCACCAAGGCGGUGGGCAGCAACUCUCGCGUGGACAUCACGGACAAGUACAAGUACCCAGAAGGUUCCAGUGAGGAAAGACGGGUAUUCCAGAAAGCUCUGGGGAAACUCAAGCCCAACGCGGCAUUUAGCCCCACAUCAGCAAGGGAUUUGGUUGAAGAGGAGCGGUCGCCCAGCAUCUCUGGUAGGUUCAAGAUCACCGGUGUCCUGGCAGUGGGCAAAGAGGUCAGCCUGGCCCUGCUGCUCAAGAACCUGACCAGGGAGAAGAAGACGGUGACCGUGAACAUGACGGCGUGGACCAUCGUCUACAACGGCACACUGGUGCACGAGGUGUGGAAGGACUCCUUCACCGUGGACCUGGACCCCGAAGCAGAAACUCAGCAUCCUGUGACGAUCUCCUACGCUCAGUAUGAUAAGUACCUCAAGUCGGACAACAUGAUCCGGACCACUGCCAUCUGCAAGGUCCCCAAGGAAGCCGAGGUGGUGGUGGCGCGGGACAUCAUCCUGGACAACCCCACCCUGACCCUGGAGGUGCUGGACCAGGCUCAGGUGCAGAAGCCCGUGAACGUGCAGAUGCUCUUCUCCAACCCCCUGGACGAGCCCGUGAAGGACUGCGUGCUGAUGGUGGAGGGCAGUGGCCUGCUGCGCGGCAACCUCAAGAUCGAGGUGCCUGCGCUGCGCCCCAAGGAGCGGUCCCGGGUCCGUUUCGAGAUCCUGCCCACUCGGAGCGGCACCAAGCAGCUGCUCGCCGACUUCUCCUGCAACAAGUUCCCGGCGAUCAAGGCCAUGCUGUCCAUCGACGUGGCCGAGUGAGGGGCCCUGGCGGCCCCUCCCCCGCACAAACCUGGGACGCGCGGAGCAGGGAGUGCGUGCAAGCGGCGUGAGAGCCCUGCUCGGGCCGUCAGCCUCGGAAACCCACCUCACACCUGCCGGACUGGGACCUCCUGUCUGCAGCCACACCCCCCCCAACGGCCCCGCCCUCCCAGCCCGGACCAGGUCGACCCUGGCCUGUGACUUGAUCACUUUUGCACGUCCUCUCCCUGCUGCCUGCUCCAUGAGCCCCCCUGGGCCUGGUUCGUACCUCAGGCCCCUCCGUGCCGCAGGACAGGCUGGCCCCUGACCAGAGACUCUCCAGAUGGACACGGGAGGACCGGUCUGCACUGAGUGCCGAUCCCUGGUCUACACUCGGGACCGUCCCGCUCUGCCCUUGGGCAGCCGCAGGGGCAGGAGACGGUCAAUCAGUCACCUGCUGUGGCAUUCACAUCUUCACAUCCCAAAUAAAUGUUACCGAGCGUUACCAAGCGUGGCCGCACA
Molecule: messenger RNA, 3445 nt
Organism: Oryctolagus cuniculus (rabbit)
Lineage: Eukaryota; Metazoa; Chordata; Mammalia; Lagomorpha; Leporidae
Source: RefSeq, a predicted model, not a curated record